ACCCAUAUAAGCUGGUAACGUUCCAGUCACAGUAUCUUCAAGAAGCUUGUUGGAGAGAAACUUCAAAAUUGAAGCUCCUGAUACCAUACAGCUAUGAUUUGGAUUUCAGGCCUCUCGGGAUUUUUUUUUGCACUGCUAACCCUCCAUGGUGCAGAUGUGGGAGAGACCAAGAGAAACUCUCUGAAGGAGCCUGAUGUGCCUUUCCCGCCUGCAUGUCCCACAGCUGAGAACCUUGCUGCCAUCUGCCACCAUGGUCAGGGUCGUCCCAGAUACCUGUCCAGCUUCUUCCCAAACUCCAGGGUCAGUCAUUUCCGCCGACGUGGAGACGCCAUCAACCGCAUGGAGUCGUGGUACAGUCUCUGCUGCAACAGACAGCAGGAGCAGAUCCUCUGCUGCACACAACAAGCUUGGAAACAAGUCCUGUCCCAGUUCUGUAUUGAAGAGUCUUCCACCAUGACUAGCGCAUAUGUGUGCUGUGCGGACAGAGGAGAGGCUCGCUGGACUUGCUUCAACAGUGAGCUGCCAAACCCAAACUAUGAUCCAAUACCAGGCUACACUGCACCCCCGGUCCCUGAGGUGUCAACAUUCACCUUUGAUGCAAAUGCUUGCUAAGGGAUAAUUAACAUAACAUAAUACAGUAUUCAACAAAACAAAAAACUCCUAUUGUCUAACUUUUAGGGAGUAAGAAAAAAUGUUUUUUUACAAUAUAAUAAUAAGAGGUAUAAUGCUAUGAAUCUGCAGUUCUUAACCGAGAGGAGAACAGGGCAUUCUGUUUGUGUUCAUGCUGAGUAAGGGUGAUAACAGCUGAAGUCAGGCAUUAUUUUAUCUCUGUAUUUACCCAUGCUUUGUCACAACAACAAACACACAUUUUUUGUAUUGCACCCCCUGCAUAUUUUCACAGUUAACACUCAAAUAAAGAGUGGAUUUGACAGUUUCUGACAUGUAAUGUAUAUUGUGUAGAAAUAAAGGAUGAAAUAAAGACAGAAAA
Molecule: messenger RNA, 988 nt
Organism: Eleginops maclovinus (Patagonian blennie)
Lineage: Eukaryota; Metazoa; Chordata; Actinopteri; Perciformes; Eleginopidae
Gene: ecm1a
Product: extracellular matrix protein 1a
Exons: 3
Coding region: 94-612 (172 amino acids)
Biological process (GO): signal transduction; regulation of bone mineralization
Cellular component (GO): extracellular region
Source: RefSeq, a predicted model, not a curated record